AUGGGUAACUUUGAAAACACCUGUUUAUCAAGAGAAAAUUCAAUCAAAAUUUCAGACAACAAAGACAGACCUUCUUAAUUUUAGAGAUAGCAUGCAUCAGAAAAAACAAGAAAUUCUUUUCUUCAUUCAAUCUCAAUAUAAGUAGUUCAAUACUAUUCUAAAAUGUAUGAUAACAAUUUUGAUCCUUUUUCUGCUACUCUCACUGCAUAAAUUAUUGAAUUAUCUAAGCAUAACAAUUGUUUGGAUUUGAGCCUAUGUAGAUAUCUAUUAGUUAGUCAACACUACAAUUUUGAGAAAAUCAAUUUGUUAAUUAGAGAAAAUUAGGAAUUCAGAUAAAGUAUAAGACCAAUAGAGUAUGAACCUUUGAGACAAGCAAUAUAAAUAAUUGGGAUUGACUUUAAAAAAGGAUUAGUUCUGUGUGUAAAACUUGAUAAAAUCAACACAGAGUAUGUUUAAUAAUAUUUCUUAUAUUUCCUAGAGUAUUUGUUUUAUGAAAUUGCAACAAAUAAUAAGUUAAAUAAUCAUAUUGUUAUUGUUUAUGACUUAUAGUAAGAAUCAGCCAACCCUAUUUUUCUCAAUUUUAUUGCCAACUUAACAUACAAACAUUAUUUUUUAAAUGUAAGAAAACUCAUUUUAAUAAACAUAAGUUUGGAAAAAAUUUCUUCUGAAGUUAUAGGUAUGUUAAGUUAAGGUUCAUACUCCUAUUUGAUUUUACCCUUAUCUGAUAUAUCAUAUCUGCAAAGGUACGUCAAGAAAUCAGAACUAUCGAAAGACUAUGGAGGGAUGUUUCAAAAGAAAAGAAACCCUAUCCCCCUAAAUUAUAACUAAGCUGUUCAUUACAAACUUUGA
Paramecium octaurelia is the source of this 849-nucleotide messenger RNA. NCBI's taxonomy places the organism in Eukaryota, Ciliophora, Oligohymenophorea, Peniculida, Parameciidae. The record is from the annotation of a GenBank genome assembly.